This is a messenger RNA of Odontomachus brunneus, 1973 nucleotides long. RefSeq lists its product as uncharacterized. Bases 11 to 1450 code for a protein of 479 amino acids. The record is from RefSeq and is a predicted model, not a curated record. Lineage: Eukaryota; Metazoa; Arthropoda; Insecta; Hymenoptera; Formicidae. The transcript has 2 exons.
CACGGAUGAUAUGUUUAAAGGCGGCCUCGAGCAAAGCAGCGACGCGCAAAAAGAUUCACCGAGUGUAUCCUCCGUUGUCGCGACCACCGGGUCGAAAGUCUUGAAAAGUAACAUUACGGAGGAUGAGAAAAACGCGGUACAACUAUCUACGAUCAACCCAGAUUCCAGCUGCCCGUAUGCAAAUCGCAAAUACGUCCAAAGCGGGAUACGCGACGCGCUUCAGCGAAAUGUCAAGAGGCAAACGGCGGCUAUUAGCCCGCAGGAUUUGCACGAGUCCUUCGUGGAAUCGCUGGAUUGGCGUGGCGACUUCGACGACGACACGAAGGCCAGAUUUGGCCGAGGACUUAAGGCCGUGGAGGAAGUGCCGGUUUCUCGAACGAACGAGACUCGCGAGCGAGCCGAUAAAUCGCACGUGGCGAAUGCAACUGCGAGUUCAGAGCCUCGCGAGGUUAACUCACUCAUCUUGCAGAACCGGCACUGCAGCGCAAUCACGAAGUUAACCAACGUCCUUGACGCUCAUCGUGACGUCGCCGAUCGGCGGAAUAUUGAGAAAACGGGAGAAUCGAUUCCGACACGUACGAUUGGCGCGGGGGACGAUGGGGAUCUUGAGACUGCCGAGCAAAAAUACGCGAAUCACCGAACACCACGGAUCAGACGAGCGCGCGCUGCGCAUCGCGCGUUUUACGACGACCUGGACGAAAGUCCGGCUGAUCGCCUGCGUCCCUCAGACGUCCUCGAGGAUCGAUCGGACGGCAUGUAUCGCGGAUACGCGUCUUCGAACAGGCAGAACGACCUGCUCGAUCGAUACUUGAAGAGGAAACGAGAGAACAGUGGAAAAGCUAAUGAUAAUAAGAAGAAGAGUGAGCUCUCCGCGAACACCUCGGGGAGACACGCGAAGAAAGGCAGCUCGCAUUCUUCUUGGAAUAAUCGACGCAACAGGGCACGACAUCGAUCCGACAUGUCGAAGAACGCCAAUCGAGGCGAUUGGAGGCUGAAGAAAAAUAAGGGGAGGAAGCCGAAGGAGAGCAGAGCCGGAGUGUCUCGCUCGAGUGGACGAGGCAGUAGCCAGAAGAGCAGAAUGGCCGAUCAGGAGUCGCUUCGCGCGGGGUUGAACGAGGUGCCGAGUGAAAAAGUGCUUUACGAGAACGCAGAGGAUCAGAGUGUGAGUGUGAAGAGGGUCGGAGAUGAUGGAGGCAGGGACACACGAUCGACGAUCGCGUCUCAGCGCGAGUCGUCGAUCGAUGCGGCUCCGGAUUAUAAAAGGAGAAAAGAAUUAAGGAUGAUUUUUCAGACAGUGAAGCCGGCGGAGUACGACGCACGGCGAAAGGAAAUUACGCUGCUCCUCGCAGCCGACAACGUCGACGACGAGUCGCAGAUGGACGUGGCGCUUCGCGGCGAGCUGGCUGGAAAAAUCGUCCAGCAGACAUUCGCGCAGGCGAGUAAAGGCUAGGGCUUUAAAGGGCGCGAUAUCGAUGUCGUGAACUUACGCGCACACAACCAUCGAGAAACAAUAAAAUCGCGGAAGUAAUUCGCAGCUGAUUAUUCGCGUUUCAAACUGGUCGCUGACAGGUUAUCACUUUAACUAAAAAUCAUUUGGUAUUUUUUAUUUAUUUAUUUAAGAAAAUAUUUCUGAUUUAUUUUUAGAUAUGAUUGAUUUAUUUAUUAAAGGGAUGCUUUCUGCAUCGAAAUCUUUACCGAUAAAAUGCUGCCUUUUUUUAGUCAGUACUCAGUAAUCAAUAUCAGUUAUCGCUUUAGAUGAAAGAACAGAUCAAAACCAUAUAUGUAAAUAAAAGAAAAGAAAGCAAAAAUAAAAUGUUCAAAUUAAAAAUUGGGGAACUCAAAUUCAAAUAAUUAAUACUAACAAUUUUGAAAAAGUGCAAAGAUAUAUAAUAAAAAUUAGCAAUGUUAUUAAAGUAAUUCGCGAGAAAAGAUACACUAAGAGGAAAAACAUUUAAAUAAUACAAAAUAUUUAU